AUGGUGGCCAGGCUGAAGUCGCUGCCCAAGGUGGUGGAGAUGACCAACGCCAGGCCGGACAGGGUCAAGAUGGCCAACCCCAAGCCGGACAAGGUCAAGAUGGUCAAGGUCAAGAUGGCCAGGGUCAAGAUGGUCAACCCCAAGCCGGACAAGGUCAAGAUGGCCAAGGUCAAGAUGGCCAGGGUCAAGAUGAUCAAGGUCAAGAUGGCCAAGGUCAAGAUGGCCAACCCCAAGCCGGACAAGGUCAAGAUGGCCAAGGUCAAGAUGGUCAACCCCAAGCCGGGCAAGGUCAAGAUGACCAGGCCGCGCAAGGUCAAGAAGUUCAGGCGCAGGGUGGGCAGGGUUUCCGAUUCGGGCAAGGUUUCCCAUUCGGACGAGGUAGAGGUGGUCGGCGCCAGGGCGGACAAGGUGGCCGCGGUAACCAAGGUCAGCGGCAAAACGGCGGAAACAAUGGCGGAAACAAUGGCGGAAACAAUGGCGGAAACAAUGGCGGGAACAAUGGCGGGAACAACGGCGGCAACAAUGGCGGGAACAACGGCGGAAACAAUGGCGGAAACAAUAAUCAGCUUCUACUCAGCCAGAACAACGUCCAGGAGGCUAGCAAGAGCGACGGAGCCGCCAAUCCCGAAAAAGGACAAUCUGCCUCUCUCACGUGAGAAUUGCAAUAUUUACCCCACAAGAGAGAAACAUGCUAAUGAUCUACAAAGUGAUGAUGCCAACUUUAUCAAUUUCUGCACUGGCAAGACAUUGACCAACGGUCUUCAACUGGAUGGUGGUUCUUGCAAUGGCAUUGUUAUGGGCGACAUCCCUUCCCGCAACAAUAUGAUUUCCGCCAUCAUUUUAAACCCUAAGAACGGUGAAGACCUCCAGGAAAAUCAGAGUUUCAAUGUCGACGUUCAAGUUGACAAUCUCGUGGCUGGCUCGUUCACCAACCCUGAUGUCACUUACUACUCGGCUCCGCAGCAACUAGUUGGAGGGAAGGUCCAGGGGCACAGUCACGUCACGAUCCAAAGUCUUGGAAAUAAUAUCAACGCGCAGAACCCUCCAGACCCCGACAAUUUCGUCUUCUUCAAGGGCAUCAAUGAUCCCGGUAACGGGCAGGGUGGACUCAGCGCUCAGGUUAACGGCGGCCUCCCCGCUGGCGUCUACCGUCUCUGUACUAUUAAUUCGGCCAGUAACCACCAGCCCGUAAUCAUGCCUGUUGCUCAACGUGGUGCCCAAGAUGAUUGUAUCCGCUUUACUGUGGGUCAAGGGAACAACAACAAUAAUAACGGUCAAAAUAACGGUCAGAACAACGGCCAGAACAACGGUCAGAACAACGGCCAGAACAACGGUCAGAACAACGGUCAGAACAACGGUCAGAACAACGGUCAGAACAACGGUCAGAACAACGGCCAGAACAAUCAGGGUAGCGGAGGUGUAGUCUCAGAUUUAACCCCGGGACCUACGCUCUGA
This is a messenger RNA of Histoplasma capsulatum G186AR, 1455 nucleotides long. RefSeq lists its product as uncharacterized. The transcript is spliced from 4 exons. Bases 1 to 1455 code for a protein of 484 amino acids. The record is from RefSeq and is a predicted model, not a curated record. NCBI's taxonomy places the organism in Eukaryota, Fungi, Ascomycota, Eurotiomycetes, Onygenales, Ajellomycetaceae.